Molecule: messenger RNA, 3305 nt
Organism: Acanthopagrus latus (yellowfin seabream)
Lineage: Eukaryota; Metazoa; Chordata; Actinopteri; Spariformes; Sparidae
Gene: katnb1
Product: katanin p80 (WD repeat containing) subunit B 1
Exons: 20
Coding region: 281-2383 (700 amino acids)
Biological process (GO): microtubule severing; microtubule depolymerization
Cellular component (GO): katanin complex
Molecular function (GO): microtubule binding
Source: RefSeq, a predicted model, not a curated record
GCGGAAGUGGAGGGUUUGUCGCUCAGUUGCUAAGCUGCAGCCGAGGAGCAGCGAGCCUGUCAACAAGUUGUCAUCAGCUGCUGAGACAGAUUAUCUGCUGACGGCUUCACGUCCAGACUUUAACCUCCCGCCGCUUCACAUGAUUCACGGCGGCGGACACACGAAGGUGGAGGACGCUCAUUGCAGAGUGUAAAAGCUGAUGUCUGUCCUCACUGAUCCUGACUGAACUUCAUGAAUUAACCUCAGCAGUCGACCAGCAGUUCCAACAAGUGUGACCAGUAUGGCCGCCGCCAACACCACCAAGAUCUCAUGGCGACUGCACGAGUUCGAGGCUCACACCAGCAGCGUUUCCUGUUCAGCUCUGGGGAAAAGCUCCGGCCGCCUGCUGGCCACAGGAGGAGAGGACUGCAGGGUGAACCUGUGGGCUGUCAGCAAGGCCAACUGCAUCAUGAGUUUGACUGGUCACAAGACCCCAGUGGAGUGUGUGCAGAUCAACGUGUCAGAGGAUCAAAUCGUCACUGGUUCUCAGUCUGGAUCAAUAAGAGUCUGGGACAUGGAGGCUGCAAAGAUUUUAAGGACUCUGACGGGACACAAAGCGAACAUCACCAGUCUGGGCUUCCAUCCAUUUGGAGACUUCCUCGCCUCAAGCUCUAUGGACACAAACAUCAAGCUGUGGGACAUCCGGAGGAAAGGAUACGUCUUCAGGUACACGGGUCACACUCAGGCGGUGAGGAGCGUGGCCUUCAGUCCAGAUGGGAAGUGGUUGGCUUCAGCCAGUGACGAUGGCACAGUCAAGCUGUGGGACCUGAUGCAGUCCAAGAUGAUCACAGAGUUCAAAUCUCACACUGCAGCCGUCAACAUCAUCCAGUUUCAUCCCAACGAGUACCUGCUGGCAUCAGGCAGCUCCGACAGGACCGUUAAACUGUGGGAUCUGGAGAAGUUUACGAUGAUUGGCUCGAUGGAGGGAAACACGAGUCCAGUCAGGUGUAUCUGCUUCAGCCAGGACGGCAGCUGUCUGUACAGCGGGGCCACAGACUCUCUGCGGGUCUUCGGCUGGGAGCCCGAUCGCUGCUUCGACGUGGUCCCAGUGGGCUGGGGGAAAGUGUCCGACCUGGCGGUGUGCAACCAGCAGCUGAUCGGUGUGUCUCACCAGCUCUCCAGUGUUUCGUCCUACGUGGUGGAUCUGAAGAGGGUAAAGAAGAGCGGUGGCUCUGUGAUCCAGGGAAUCAUCCAGGACAACCAGCCGCUCACAGAGCCGAAGGAUCCUAAAGGAGCCGCACUGCGCCGGAACUACGAGAGACCCACAACCACCUGCAGCACUCAGAGGGUGAAGCAGAGGUCAGACACUGAUAGGCGGAGCCCUGAAGGCGAGAGGCGGAGCCCCAGUGAGGACGAGGCAGACGAGAAAGUGUCGUCAGCGGAAAUCCACAACGCAGAAGAUUAUAAAGAGAUCUUCCAGCCCAAGAACGCCAUCUCUCGCACUCCUCCCAAGAUCUCCGAGCCUUUCCCUGCUCCUCCAGAGGACGAGACAAUAUUAGCAAUUGGCCGUCAGCUGAAGGACAUGAUAUCUCCUUUUCCUGACAAGCAGCAGAUUCCUCCGCUGGCCUCCUCCACACCUGUCCAGAGGGUGGAGCCUACAGUGGUCUCCUGUGUGAAGCGUCCGGCCCCCUCAGCUGUCAGCACGGCGUCCUCCAACGCCCCCGCCCAGGCCCCGCCCCCUCCUCAGCCUCCCGUCACCACGGCGAAGUCUAAACCACAGGCCAAGAUCAUCCUCAGCACCCGGAACGAACCCAUCGGCCUGAACGUGGCCGACUUCCUGCCUCCUUCACCCAACAACAGGGGCGGAGCUCUGAGUGACGAGGAGGCUCUGUCUCAGAUCAAGAAGGGUCACGACACCAUGUGUGUGAUGCUGAGCAGCCGACACAAGAACCUGCAGACAGUCCGAGCUGUGUGGGCCCGAGAGGACAUCAAGAGUGCUCUGGAUGCUGCUGUCUCCAUGAACGACCUGUCGAUAGUUGUGGACAUCCUCAACAUCAUCAACCUCCAACCGUCGCUAUGGAAACUGGACCUGUGUACGACGAUUCUUCCUCAGAUCGACAAACUGCUGCAGAGUAAAUAUGAGAGCUACAUGCAGACCGGCUGUACGUCUCUGAAGCUGAUCAUGAAACAUUUCUGGUUGCUGAUCUCUGAAACGCUGAAAGCCUCUCCGUCUGUCGGAGUCGACAUCACGCGGGAGGAGCGACACCAGAAGUGCCGAACGUGCUGCAAGCACCUGAAGAACCUGAGCAACAUGGUGAAGAACAAGGCGGCGCAGGUCGGCCGGCACGGCAGCGCCUUCAAGGAGCUGCAGCUGCUCAUGGCGCCGCUCGACGACUUGCUCUGAGUCCGAACACAGCAGACGGCUUGAAACUGCUGAGACAGCAGACUGAGAUCAUCAAUACAUGAUCAUCAAUACGUGUCAGCUGAUCAGCAGCGGGACGCAGCAGACUGACGCUACAGAAGCUCCUUUGAAGCUUCAGAUUUCUGCACUUUUUAGUCAGCAGUCCUCCAGACUGUGGGAGUAAUGAGAGUGUUAAUGGAAGACAUUCUUCUUCUACUCUGAAGGAGCGCAGCGACAUGUUGAGGACACUCAGUCAGAGAAGAAGAACGACAGUUUGAUGAGCGGUCUGACAGCCGGCAGUGACGUCAGAGCGAGCAGCUUUAACGCUUCUUCACCCGAGAGAGAAACAAUCAGGAACAGACUGAACAUCAUCGUUUACUGAGUGACAACAACACCAACCUUAAAGGAACAGUGCACAGAGUUUAACUAACGUCUGGUGAAUGUGAAGCUCGAGCCGACAGGAAGCUGAAGUAGAAGAAACAGUUCAACACAAACAUUUGUUUUAUGUUUUUGUCCAGCUGAAACAAUCGGACACAACUUGAGUGACCUGUGGAGCUGCUGCUGCACAGAGCCAGGCUGCCUCCUCUGUUUCCUGACCUCAUGCUAAGCUAAGCUAACCCGCUGCAGGCUGUAGCUUCAUAUUGAUCAGACAGUCUGAACAUCGUAGAGGAGUCAAACUGCUCCUUCAGUGAAUCCAUGAGACUCGACUCGUCUUCACAGGAAAGCUGAAGCAAAGUGAUGAAACUAUUAUUAAUAUUUAAUAAUGAGCAGGUGUGUCAGUCUGGAGUCAGGUAUUCAGUUCACCUGAGACACUGUUAGUCCGUCAGGUUUCACUGUGGUUUUCUACUUUCUCUACUGUUAGGCCUUCUGUUUUAAGUGUCCUGUUCUUACUGUGUAUUUAAAUAAAGUUGUUCAUGUUGGAUCA